GUUUGCAUAAAAACAGUUAACUGAAUAUCAUAUCAACCCGAUUAGUAACUACAACGACAUGGAAACAUUCGGAACAUUCCGCGCGGACGGGUUUGUUCCUUCCAGGCCACCGUCCUUCCUGCUGUGGGUGUGGACGAUGACGAAGAGUCCACGGAGGAUGAAGGCUCUGCAGCUGAAAAUAGUUCGGUGCUGAGCGGGUUUCGGGUUCCUCCGCGGCUGGGAGCUGGAAUGCUGAGUCGGGAUGGGAAAUCUGUUCGGGAAGAAGAAGCAGUCCCGCGUGACGGAGCAGGACCGCGCCAUUCUGCAACUGAAGCAGCAGCGGGAUAAGCUGAGGCAGUACCAGAAGAAGAUCCACCUGCAGCUGGAUAAGGAGCGGCUGCUGGCCAAGAAGCUGCUCCAGGAUGGGAAGAAGGACAAAGCUCUGCUCCUGCUGAAGAAGAAGCGGUACCAGGACCAGCUCCUGGACAAGACGGAGAACCAGAUCAGCAAUCUGGAGCGGAUGGUUCAGGAUCUGGAGUUCGCUCAGAUCGAGAAGAAAGUUCUGGACGGGUUGAAGGUCGGGAACGAGUGUCUGAAGAAGAUGCACGAGGUGAUGUCCAUCGAAGAGGUGGAGCGGAUCAUGGAUGAGACCCAGGACGCCGUGGAGUACCAGCGGCAAAUCGAUGAGAUGCUCGCCGGAUCUCUGACUCAGGAGGACGAGGACGCCGUUCUGGCCGAGCUGGAGGCCAUCACUCAGGGAGACGUGGAGCUUCCAGACGUUCCUUCAGAGGAGCUGCCAGAAAGUCCGGAGCGGAAAGGAGAGCGGGAACGUCCCAGGAAGAAGCCGGAGCGAGAGAUGCUGGCCGUGUAGGAGCGCCGCCGACCUCGUCCUCUGGUCUGACGGGGAUCGUAACUCGACGUCGGACCCUCACAUCCUCUGAUGACCUCAGGGAGGUCACAGGGUCGCUUCGCUCAAAACUCAACAUUCUCUGGAAGCUGCAGCGUUUGCUGACCCCUCACGACCUCCUGCAGCUUCUCCUCCUCCUGAAACUUUCCCGUAACCACGACGACACAUCUGCUCCCCGUCUGACCUCCUUUCCUCCUGAUGGUCUAAUCCCGUCUCUGCUGAGUGUGAGCUCAGCUCUGAUGCUCAGACAGCAGCGUGUAAUCUCCUGAAGGUGUUAACGGGACAGAACUCCUCCACUGGAUGUCUUUGUUCACCUGGCUGCUGCAGAAGCCCCGCCCCCCUGGCGGACUCCAUCAAACUGACAUCCAAACACUCCGGUCCGGACGCUCCGGAAAUCUGUUUGCUUUUUACAAUAAAAGUUUUUUAGUUCUUCA
Messenger RNA from Oryzias melastigma (Indian medaka), 1320 nucleotides. Its product is annotated as charged multivesicular body protein 6. The record is from RefSeq and is a predicted model, not a curated record. Bases 242 to 850 code for a protein of 202 amino acids. Gene Ontology annotation, biological process: late endosome to vacuole transport via multivesicular body sorting pathway; vesicle budding from membrane. Gene Ontology annotation, cellular component: ESCRT III complex; multivesicular body. Lineage: Eukaryota; Metazoa; Chordata; Actinopteri; Beloniformes; Adrianichthyidae. The transcript has 8 exons.